UCCUUUAGCUCUACCGUGGCUAUCAAGAAAAUCAAACCCUACCAAUCUUCCUUACCCUUUCAUUCUCUCUCUUUCUCAAAACCCCCCAAAACCCAAAAAUUACAACUACUAACCAUAACCAUGAAAAUGAGAAACAAAGGUAAAGUUCAUCCUUCUCCUUCUUCUUCUUCUUCUUCUUCUUCUUCUUCUUCUUGUACUUCUUCAAACAAAGACGACGACAACAACAACAACACCCUUUCUAUACUAAACCUCUUACCUGCAACUAUUCUUGCAAUAGCUUCAGUUCUUUCACUUCAAGAUCGUGAAGUAUUAGCUUACAUGGUUACUAGGUCAAUGAAACAACCCAUUACUACUACUUUUUCCAAGAAAAAAAUCAUUUCCCACAAAACCCCACUUUUUGACUGUGAAUGUUUUGAUUGUUACACUACUUAUUGGCUUAAAUGGGAUUCUUCACCUAAUAGGGAGUUAAUCCAUCAAGUUAUUGAAGCUUUUGAAGAGCAUUUGAACACAAAUGAACACAACAAGAAUCAUCGCAACAACAAGAAAAAAGACAAAAAAGGGCAUUCUUUUGUUAUUAUUCAAGAAGAGAAACAAAAAAUAAUAUUGCCUGAGAAUAUUCAAGAAGAUGAUGAGUUCGUUCAUGUUUCGCCGGAAAAUGACGUGGCGGUGGAGGAGCUGCCGGAAAAUGACGUGUUACGGCGGAGCACGGCGGCGAGUGGUGGACAUAAGGGGUUAGCUAGAAAGGUGUUACCGGAUGUGUUAGGGUUAUUUAAUUCACGUUUAUGGAACCUUUGGAGUCCGAAUGUGUAUUAGUUUUCUCAAAUUUCAAGAAAAGAGAAAAUUGGAGUUUUCUUUUUUAAAAAAAGAAAAGGAGGGGUAUGUGCAGAGCUCCUUUAUUGUAUUGCCAAUUUAUUUCAUUGGUUUUGUUAAUUUUUGAAAUUUUUUGUUGGCUGGUACUGGAAGUCAUUUUCUGGUUAGAUGGUAUGUAUGUUAUAUUACUGCAA
This is a messenger RNA of Lycium ferocissimum, 1004 nucleotides long. RefSeq lists its product as uncharacterized. The transcript has a single exon. The record is from RefSeq and is a predicted model, not a curated record. NCBI's taxonomy places the organism in Eukaryota, Viridiplantae, Streptophyta, Magnoliopsida, Solanales, Solanaceae. Bases 121 to 813 code for a protein of 230 amino acids.